Chironomus riparius is the source of this 2397-nucleotide messenger RNA. NCBI's taxonomy places the organism in Eukaryota, Metazoa, Arthropoda, Insecta, Diptera, Chironomidae. The record is from the annotation of a GenBank genome assembly.
AUGAGUAAUUUUCAAGAUGAAACAACAACCGACAGUUCGUGCAGUUUAUCAAAGAACGAAGUAAUAAAAUUACUGUAUAAUCAAGAUAGUGAUAUUGAAUUAAUAGCACCCGAGAAGUUUAAGUCACCGAUUUGGGAGAGAUUUCGUAUUGUGUUUUAUAAAGGUGUCCGAUUAAGUUUUGUACAGUGUGUUGGAUGCUCACUGGUUCUGGUUUAUAAGUCUCGCACUGGAACUGCUUCGUUAUUAAGACAUCGUUGUUCACGAUUUCCAAUUUCUGUAUACGAUUUAAAGCUCGAGAAUCAUAGAGCCAUUAUUGCUGCUGCUGGUCAGUUAAAUUUAUUGAGUGAAAUGGCGACAUCACAAAAUAAUGAAACAAUUGAAUUAAAACAAGAAAUGUUAACUGAUGAGGAGGAGAGUGAAGAACAGGACGAUGAUCAAAAGUAUACGACAGAACAAACAGAUAAAGGUCUUUUAGAAUCGUUUUCAUUAUUAGAAAAAACAUUUAUUACCGGCGAUGAUUUAUUAUUGUCCAGAGAAGAAAUUGAACACGCGAAACGCACUAAUGAUCCUGACUUAUACUUUGAACGACCAAGAAAUCAUCGUCACAGUUCUACAUGGGAUCGCUUUGAGAUUGUAUACUAUAGAAAUGUUCGGCAAAAUUUCGCUAAAUGUUUUUCUUGCAAUUCGAUUGUAUCAUACAAGAAAACAACUGGAACUGCCAGUUUGAUUAGACAUAAGUGUAAAAAUUUCAAUCAACAACAACAACAAUCAAAUGCCAAAAAUGAUUCUUUGAAUAGUUUGCUAGGUCCAACAACGUCUUCCGUGACUCUACCGCCAUUAACACCAGCACCAAUAUUUAAUCCUAAGCAGUCAACAUCUUCUGCUUCGGUUUCAUCAACAAGUACAACAGCUCUGAAAGGAGAAAACUUAAAUAAAAUGCCGAUAGUGGUAGUGCAAGGACCACGUUCUGAAAAUAUUGUAAAUAGUGCUGAGAAGGGACUGAUAGACGCACAAAUACAAUGGUUAAGCCAAUGUUUGAUAACAACUGAAAUUUUAGGAGAUUCCUCUUACUUAGGAUUUCUUCAAAAUCUCGUUAAUUAUGGAGCUGAUUAUGGAAAACAGAAUGUUACAAAUUUCAUAAAUCGUGAUAUUAUAUCCAGAGAAGUAAUUCCGAAAAAGUGCUCUAAACUUCAAAAUGAGUUGAUGAUUGAAUUGAAAGAUAUUGAAUUUUCAAUUUCGUAUGCAACAUGGACGAAUUAUUCUAAUGAAAAAUAUAUAACGGUAUUUGUUUAUUACUUUAAUCAGAACUUUGAAUACAAAAAUGCUAUCGUGGGAACACGCAAAUGUAGCAGUGAAAAUAAUAUUGUGAAAAUCGUGAAAGACAUUGUACAACCAUACAAAAAUUGCAAGAACCCUCUUAAAUGUGUAUCUGAAGAAGCAUUUUCUGAUUUUGAUGUAUUUCCAUGUGUUAUUAGUCGCAUCGCUAAAGUUGUUCUAACUGUAAUGAACGCAAGUGAUGAAGCAAGAAACUUCUUUAAGAAAGUUUACAUUGAGGCACACGAAUUGUUAACAAUACCACAAAAACAUAGUUUUGAAGACAGUAGCGAUGUGUAUAAGAUGAAUACUUACUACUCACUUUAUCAACUUUUAAAGAGUGAUGAUGUACAUAGCAGUGGAAUGAUGAAAAAAUUUAUGAACUUAUUAGGUAUAUUAUUCUCAGCUAUUAUGAGCCUUGUUGAAACAAAUGAUGAUGGCACUUAUUGUGUCACAGCCAAUCGAGUUUAUCUUUGGUGCAAGAAAUUUCUCAAACAUUAUUCUGAAUUCACAUCGACUGACAAAACUGUCAAUAAUCUUGGAAUAUCAAUUUUGAAGCUGAUCAAAGAAAAUUUCAACAACAAAAUUUGUGAACUCUAUCAAAUUGCAGUGUUCUUAAAUCCCAACUUUAAGAGUCUUAAAUUUUUACCAGCUAGUGAACGCAAUAAAUUAUUGGAUAUUAUUAAGAAAAAUCUCGAGAAACUAAUGAGUGAGGAUAGUUCCAGUGAGCCUCCGAAUAAAAAACCGAAAGUGAUUAAAAAUCAAGCACAUUUGAAUGACACAUUCCUGGAAUUUAUGGAUAUAACGAUGGAAAGCGUUGACGAUCAAGUUGACUCUGAGAUACAGCGUUAUAUGGGUUAUAAAUUGGAAAAUCCUAUUGAGAUUUUAGAAUUCUGGGCCACAAAUGAUUCAUUCCCAUACCUUAAACGACUAGCGAAGAACUUUCUUAAUCUUCCGUCUUGUACAUUCCACAGUAAUUGCUGUUUUCUUACAAUGGAUAAUUCAUUCUAUCAAAAAUGCAAGAAUCUUCCUGCUGAAGAUAUAGAAAACCUUACAUUCCUUCAUCAGAACAUUAAAAUAUAA